AUGAGGAGCCUCUGCAGCCCCAGCCUCCUCCUGCUCUACUGCUUCCUGGUGGGCAGCCUAGCACAGACCGACUAUGAUGAGGAGAGUAGCAAUGGAGGUGAAUGAAAGCGCACUGCCCACACCAAUGAGACCCUGACCUCCUCCAUCGCCUGCCCGAGGAGCUUCCCUGGGGAGAAGAGGAACUUCAAUAACACCACCUACCUGUGUAUCGGGAAGGGCUCCAGAGAGCACCUGUUCAGCUGGGUCUCCACAAGCUUGGUCCCUUCCCUCUACACUCUCGUCCUCUUGGUGGGCUUGCCGGCCAAUGGCUUAGCAUUGUGGGGUGCUCUGACCAAGAUCCAGAGACUGCCUUCCACCAUCUUUCUGAUGAACCUGGCCGUAGCCGACCUGCUCCUGGUUCUCGUCCUCCCCUUCAAGAUCUCUUACUACUUCCUGGGCCACCACUGGCUCUUCGGGGAGGGGCUGUGCCGCGUGGUCACUGCCCUCUUCUGAAACAUGUACUGCUCCAUGCUGCUCCUGGCCUGCAUCAGUGCUGACAGGUACCUGGCCAUCGUGCACCCGUUCUUCUCUCCGUCAGUGCGCAGCCCCGCCUUUGCCGCGGGCCUCUGCGCCCUGGUCUGGCUUGUGGCGGCCUCCCUCACGCUGCCCCUGACGGCCCGGCGGCAGUCCCGACCCCUGCACGGCAGCGAUGGCCUCAUCUUGUGCCACGACGUGCUCCCCCCAGACGAGCAGGCCGGCCACUUCCUCAAGAUCUUUGUCUGCCUGGUCCUGCUGGCUUUGUCCUGCCGCUGCUGGGAUUCUCUCUGCUACGGCUCCGUCAUCCACGUCCUGGUGCCGGCGGGGAGGUACGGCUACGCCGUCAAGCUCACUGUUCUGGUGCUGGCCUCGGCCGUCGCUCUCUUUACGCCGAGCAACGUGCUCCUGCGCAUCCACUAUUCCGAUCCCAGCGCCAAGGGCUUCGGAGACCUCUACUUCUGGUAUGUUCUCAGCCUGGCCGUCAGCACCUUCAACAGCUGUGACCCUUUCAUCUAUUACUAUGUGUCCGAGGAAUUCAGGACCAAAGUGAAGAGAAAGGUUUGUCAGCAGGACAAGCGCACGCUCACCGUCCAGAAGGCUUCCAGGAAGAUGUCCCUGGGUUGGGGUACCCGCUCUACGUCUCUGGUCUAGAGAUGGAUCCGGCGCCACAGCGGAUCUGGCCUGAAGGUUUGAGGCUGCGGAGGACCCCUCCGACCCCCGUC
Messenger RNA from Dromiciops gliroides (monito del monte), 1238 nucleotides. It is a transcript of the gene F2RL3, whose product is annotated as F2R like thrombin or trypsin receptor 3. The record is from RefSeq and is a predicted model, not a curated record. NCBI's taxonomy places the organism in Eukaryota, Metazoa, Chordata, Mammalia, Microbiotheria, Microbiotheriidae. Gene Ontology annotation, molecular function: thrombin-activated receptor activity. Gene Ontology annotation, cellular component: membrane. Gene Ontology annotation, biological process: phospholipase C-activating G protein-coupled receptor signaling pathway; blood coagulation; positive regulation of Rho protein signal transduction.